Molecule: messenger RNA, 1387 nt
Organism: Culicoides brevitarsis
Lineage: Eukaryota; Metazoa; Arthropoda; Insecta; Diptera; Ceratopogonidae
Product: methylcytosine dioxygenase TET-like
Exons: 5
Coding region: 29-1387 (452 amino acids)
Cellular component (GO): nucleus
Molecular function (GO): methyl-CpG binding; zinc ion binding
Source: RefSeq, a predicted model, not a curated record
UAGAGAGAGACUAUGACAAUGUUAUACAAUGAGUACAGCUGCCGAGGAGUCUAGUGACCAAAGUUUACCGAGCUUCUCGACAUUCGUGAGCGACCUGGAGCCGCCCGUGUCGUGGGGUUACUACGAUCAUCCGGAUCGCAUUAACGCCGAUGUCCUAAAUUCGCAAAACAGUCAGUCGCAAAGUAGCGUUACGCGUCCUUGGGAAAUGGAUACCAAGGAUGGCAGAGGCUUCGAGCCAUAUCCGAAGCUGCCCUCGUUCCAGAGUCAAUUUCAACCGUUUUCGGAUCCGUCACUUGUGCCAGAUCCGAUGCCGGCGCAACCAAUGCCCGUACCCGUAUCGCCGAGCAGUGCGAGUCCCGUUAGCAGUGGGCCGUUGACGCAACUCACGCAGCUAACGCCGUCGCCAUUGACGACGAUACAAACGGGAGGAUUUACACAUACCUUGACUGGGGUUUCAUCAUUUCAACCACUUCAACGCACUUACCCCCUUGUGCCUGCCCCAAUUCAAGCACGUGACAUUCCCACGAUCCAAUCUCAGUACUUGGAAGAGCGUCACAUCCAACUGUACCAACCGAUCACGACAUUCUCCCAACCCUCUGUCGUAACUGUGCUCAAAAACGAACCCGCCAACUUCGAGUUGAACCUCAAGAACGGCUUCAAUCAUUUCCAAAAUCCGGGACACCAACAAAUGACGCAAAUCGACACAAACGGCUAUCACAUGAACGGCAACGGCAUCACGGAUAUCAACAAGAUGUCGGCUCCCGUUGGUGCGAUGAAGCAAUCCGAGUCCCCGACGCCCGUCAUGCCAACGCAACAACGCAAAAAGGAACGGAGAAAAAUGCGCGCUGUCUCGAUGGAGUCUAGCGGCGCCGAUUCCGAAAGUGCAAUGGACACGGGAAAUCAUCCGGGACAAGUUGCGGCGGUAUCGAGCACUGCGAACUUCAAAAGUCCCAUGCACAGUUUGAGCAUGAAUGACGACAGCACGCAAGAUGGCGACAAACAGCUUUAUCAAUUGUUGCAGACGAAGAAGAAGCGCAAACGGUGCGGCGAGUGCAUCGGGUGUCAGCGCAAAGAUAAUUGCGGCGAUUGUGCCCCAUGUCGCAACGACAAAAGUCAUCAAAUUUGUAAGCAAAGACGCUGUGAAAAAUUGACGGAAAAGAAGAGCGGUCGAGGAAGAAAAGCCCGUAACGCUGUCUCUCCCAAAUCAGCACAAGUCCCAACAUCGUCAAUCAGUCCAAUUCCGGCGCCAACAACGACGACAAUUGUCCCGCAGCCAUCUCCGAGUCCCGCUACCCAGAAUUCCACACAAUCGCAACUCAAUGUGGUAACGAGUGCGACGCCAAUUGUCAGCCAACAUCAGCACAGCAGCAACAACAACAACAGAUAA